CCCGGCGGACGGGGUGGAUCCCGCCCGCUCCCCUCCCCCGAGUGCCGCGGCGGCGGCGGGCGCUCAAUGAGAGACGCCGAGUGGUCGGGUCGCCGAGCGCUCGCCUAGGCGGCGGCGGAGCGUGAGGCCAGCGGGUCUCCCCAUCCCGCGAGGCGGCGGCCGCGGCUGCACAGGAAUAAUAAUGUAUUUGUGGCCUUCGACGUGAAGCAGUCAGUCAGUCUUCUGUGCUGUUGACAUAGCAGCAGGACUGAUGUUGUGGGAAGCAUGGACCUACUGAACGGGCAGGCAAGCAGUGUUAAUGUUGCUGCUACCGCUUCGGAGAAAAGCAGCAGUUCGGAAUCAUUAAGUGACAAGGGUUCUGAAUUGAAGAAAAGCUUUGAUGCCGUGGUAUUUGAUAUUCUUAAGGUUACACCAGAAGAAUAUGCGGGUCAAAUAACGUUAAUGGAUGUCCCAGUAUUUAAAGCCAUUCAACCAGAUGAGCUUUCAAGUUGUGGAUGGAAUAAAAAAGAAAAAUAUAGUUCUGCACCAAAUGCAGUUGCCUUCACAAGAAGAUUUAAUCAUGUCAGCUUUUGGGUUGUUAGAGAGAUUCUUCAUGCUCAAACAUUAAAAAUUAGGGCAGAAGUUUUGAGCCACUAUAUUAAAACUGCAAAGAAACUGUACGAGCUAAACAACCUCCAUGCACUAAUGGCAGUGGUUUCUGGCUUACAGAGUGCCCCGAUUUUUAGGUUGACCAAAACAUGGGCGUUACUAAGUCGAAAAGACAAAACUACCUUUGAAAAAUUAGAAUAUGUAAUGAGUAAAGAAGAUAACUACAAAAGACUCAGAGACUAUAUAAGUAGCUUAAAGAUGACACCCUGCAUUCCCUAUUUAGGUAUCUAUUUGUCAGACUUAACUUACAUUGAUUCAGCAUAUCCGUCAACUGGCAGCAUUCUAGAAAGUGAGCAGAGAUCAAAUUUGAUGAAUAACAUUCUUCGAAUAAUUUCUGAUUUACAGCAGUCUUGUGAAUAUGAUAUCCCCAUGUUGCCUCACGUCCAAAAAUAUCUGAACUCUGUUCAGUAUAUAGAAGAACUACAAAAGUUUGUGGAAGAUGAUAAUUACAAGCUCUCGUUAAAGAUAGAACCGGGGACCAGCACACCACGCUCGGCUGCCUCUAGGGAAGACUUAGUAGGUCCUGAAGUGGGAUCUCCACAGAGUGGGAGAAGUGUGGCAGCUGAAGGAGCCCUGUUACCACACACACUGCCAUCCCCUCGGAACCUGAUUCCACACGGACAUAGGAAGUGCCAUAGCCUGGGUUAUAAUUUCAUUCAUAAAAUGAACACAGCAGAGUUUAAAAGCGCGACAUUCCCCAAUGCAGGGCCAACGCAUCUAUUAGACGAUAGCGUCAUGGAGCCCCACGCACCAUCUCGAGGCCAAGCCGAAAGUUCUACUCUGUCUAGUGGAAUAUCAUUAGGUAGCAGUGAUGGUUCUGAACUAAGUGAAGAGACCUCAUGGCCUGCUUUUGAAAGGAACAGAUUGUACCAUUCUCUCGGCCCGAUGACACGAGUGGCACGAAAUGGCUAUCGAAGCCACGUGAAGGCCAGCAGUUCUGCAGAAUCAGAAGAUUUGGCAGUACAUUUAUAUCCAGGAGCUGUUACUAUUCAAGGUGUUCUCAAGAGAAAAACUUUGUUAAAGGAAGGCAAAAAGCCUACAGUAGCAUCUUGGACAAAAUAUUGGGCAGCUUUGUGUGGGACACAACUUUUUUACUACACUGCCAAAUCUCUAAAAGCUACAGAAAGAAAACAUUUCAAAUCCACAUCAAAUAAGAAUGUGUCUGUGGUAGGAUGGAUGGUGAUGAUGGCUGAUGACCCAGAACAUCCUGACCUCUUCCUACUGACUGACUCUGAGAAAGGAAAUUCAUACAAGUUUCAAGCUGGCAAUAGGAUGAAUGCAAUGCUGUGGUUUAAGCAUUUGAGUGCUGCCUGCCAAAGUAACAAACAACAGGUUCCUACAAACUUGAUGACUUUUGAGUAAAAGCCUAAGAAAGAAGAGAGGUGAAUUGUUGCUCCACAGAGGGAGCGAGGCCCUGGUGGACCAGCGCCAGCAAAAACCAGUCCUGUGCCAGGGGAGCCAAGCUUCCCUUUUGCCUCCGGAUUCUGAACCAAAAAAGCACUAGGGAAUGAAGUGAGACAUUCCCAGAGAACCAAUUGCAGUUGCAAAACAAACUGCCAUGGACCACGCUUCUUAUCUCUGAACUGACCUGUGGAAACCACUGCCUUAAAAGAACGCAAGGAAAACCAACAUCAAACACCAAAUAGUGUGUGUGAUCGAUCUCCUGGCGGUGCUGUGCUUGGAAUAGAUCGUAGCUCAUUUGCAUUUCUUUUAACUUUGUAUUAAUUUUGGAGGGGGGAAUCGCCUUUUCAGAUAGACUUUAAAAAGGAAAAACGUCAUUCUCAUGGGUUACAUGAGGAGCUGGUUUUGGACCGGAGUGUAAAGGUCUGACAAGCAGCAUUCGGCCAGCAGCCUCCCCGAGCGUGCGUGCGUUUGUCCUCCGUUCGCCUGCGGCCUCGUGCUCUCACGGCACGAGUGGAGGGCCUAGAAAUAUUGUAAUGUGAGUUGUUGGGACUUUGUUUGGGACUUACGGAGGGAUUUUGUUUGGUUUUAGAUGAGGAAAGAUAUUUUUAAACACUAAACUUCAGAGAUUUAGUACUGUACGGGGAACACGACUUCCUGCAGGGGUAUAAAGGCCGAGUGUUCACCUGCCAGACACGUCUCACAGGGGCUCCAGAAAGCAUGGUUGUUUCUAACUGUGUUUAAGGUUAGACUCUAUAUGAAUGCAUUGCUGGGCCACAGAUCUUCGUAUUGGGGAUUGCAUCCCAACCUAAAUUUCCUUGAGAUUUUAUAGUCAUUACUUUUUCACGUUAGUUGAUUUCUCUCUUCUACCAGUCACAGGUGGUUUUUAUCACCAAGGAGAUAAACUGAUGUUUUCCUUUACCUUGUUCAUUGUGCACAAUGCCAGUUGUUGUUUUUUUAUUUUUAUUAUUCAUUUUCAUUAUUUUUGCUCAAUAUGAGAUUCAGGGUCACAUUUGUUUAAGAGAGAUUCCAUAUAUGUAUGUAUUCAUUUAAUUCUAAGGCCUACAAAAGUAAUUUUAAAGUAUAAAAGGUAAAAAGUUGAGAUUCUGAGAAUUUAAAGUAUCAGAACUCUCCUUAUACAACUUUUCUUUAUUGCAAAACAUUUUCCUGAAAACUUACUAUUAUGUAUAGGUCCCUGCCAUGAAAUCAGUAGUUGACCAAGUAGUUUUAUGAGGGCUCUUCUAUGCAGUAAUGCAUUUAAUUCCAAAAUAAAUGUUGACUCACUAAAAAAAAUAAGAAGAAGAUUGAAGAUAAGAUGCCUUAGAGUUUUAACAGAUAUUGGCGUUUGAACAAAGGCUACGUCGGGUGUUAUAAACUCAAGAGGCAUCAUAGGUUUCAGCACUGGCCCAGAGUAAGAACGCCUCUGUCUGAUACCUUCCACCAGGCUUUAGGCCUCACAUAAAAUCACUUGCAUUUGUAUUCUUAGAAAACAUUGUACUUUUUUUUUUUACCAUAAGUAUUUCAUUCUUGAAUCUAUGAAACUUCAAUAGAAAAUAUUGUCCACAGACUAAUUAGCUAAAAGUCCAUUCAUAGGGCAGUAGAAGAGCUUUCUCUGAGCACUGAGUUUUUUCCAUUUAGGUCUGUUUCCAGAGGACAUGCAGAGUGCAGAUACUUGUCUCAAACAGCGCAGUUAGAAAUGCCUUGGUUUCUGGCUUUGUGGGGAGCGAUGACACGGGCUGGAGAGGACAGUGUUGCCUGUGCUGAGUGAUGUUUAAAUUACCGGCCUCCUGCGCUUGGCCCACGUUGGGUGCACGGAGGGACACCUCCUGCGGAGCCAGCAGUAUUACUGUGUAGACCUUGCACAUCUCACUUUUGUUUUGCAUUUUUUUUUUAUUUCUUUGUUUAUUUCUCCUCAGAAAGAAAUGUUUUUAAUAGUGUAUGUGCUUUUUAAAAAAUACUAUGGAUGAGAACCCUGUGGAUUUUUUUUAUUAUUAUUAUUGCUUUGUUUGUUUGUCGUAAAUAAGCUACAGUAGAUAUGUCAUAGAGGAACCACGUCUGUGGAGGUGGGCACCUGGAAGUCAGAGCCUGAUGUUUUGCCAAAGAGGGAGCUAGACUGGAAGAUGUGUUUGAUGUUUUCAGCUCUAAACAUGAAUGGAUGCCUGCACAGACGAAGAAUAGCUUUCAGUUUGGUAAACAGCCCUUUUGUCUGAAACUCUUAACAUAAGUGUGCAUAGAAGUUGCCAUUGUUUUUUUUGUUUUGUUUUUUUGUUUUUUGUCUUCAAAUUUAUUCAUUCAAAAGAUUAGUCAUUGCUUUUUGAGAUUAUUUUAGCAUUUGAAGCAAAUGGAAACCAGUGAGAAAAGUGGAUUAAACUGCUGUUAAGUGAAUCUUUUAUCUGUUAUUCACCAAUUGAUAUCUGAUGAUAAUUUUAUGCAAAGAAAGUUUGUCACCAGAAUGUUUAUUAGUGGGAUGAUAAAUUCAUUUCUCUCUGAUUAGGCCUGCCCUUUAUAAAUUAGUAAAUUGGUGACUCAUAAGCUUGAAAUUUCCAUCAAUAUUAAGUUCAUCUGAUUCUCUCCUAGCCUAAAAGAGCUCAUAGAAACAAAAGUUUAAAUUUAAGCUGGUUUAUGUUAAGAUGAAUGGUUGGUGUGUUAUAUGGCCCAGGAUAGUAGAAUAUAAUAUUGUCCAGAAUACAGUUCAGACACAACUCAUGUAACAGUUUAUUUGAACAGAAGUUUAUUUUUCAUAUGGAAGUAACAUACCAGUUUUUAAAAUAUAACUAUAAAAAUAACUGCAUAAUGAGCACUAUUUUUGGUUUUAUGCCCCCUGUGUGUUUGGGCUCUGCUUAUUUUUUCAGAGUUAUUUUUUUACUGUAACCUCCAAAAUGUAAGAAUUGAAAGAGAACUGAUCAAAGACACCUUCCUAUUUCAUUCUCUUUGCUGUGUAAAUGUCAUUUGUGUAAACAUUACCAAAAGGGAU
Pipistrellus kuhlii (Kuhl's pipistrelle) is the source of this 5023-nucleotide messenger RNA. It is a transcript of the gene RALGPS2, whose product is annotated as Ral GEF with PH domain and SH3 binding motif 2. Lineage: Eukaryota; Metazoa; Chordata; Mammalia; Chiroptera; Vespertilionidae. Bases 265 to 2010 code for a protein of 581 amino acids. Gene Ontology annotation, molecular function: guanyl-nucleotide exchange factor activity. The record is from RefSeq and is a predicted model, not a curated record. The transcript is spliced from 20 exons. Gene Ontology annotation, cellular component: plasma membrane. Gene Ontology annotation, biological process: positive regulation of GTPase activity; Ras protein signal transduction.